UUAAAAAUGGUUAAUUCUGAAAGAACCGUUUGCCGGUCAAAUAUGAUAUGUUAAUUUUGUACUAAUAAACUCGACAAGGCUACAGAAGAGCCCAAUCCUAAAUCCUAAAUAACCCCCUUUGUGAAGAAAAAGUACUUGGGCCGACCCAUCAAUCUCAUGGACCUAUUUUGCUCGACAAGUGCGGCCCAGAUAGACAUCUCUCUCAGUCGCGUUGGCAAGCUCACUACUGCGCACGUGGCAUUGUCACAGCUACCAAAAUAUAUCCUCUCCCUCUUCAAUCUCCAUUCAAUCCAAAGGCGAAGAAAUUUUCAGGGCUUUUAGGGUUUCAGUUUCAAUAAAUCAGGCGACAAUGGCGAGAAGUAAUCUCGGCCGCUUAUUCUCCAACUUAUCCUCCUCCUCCUCCUUCUCCCCAGCAAUCCCUGCCGCGUCCGUAACCAGAUCCGAUCCGGCGAUUAGCUCCCUCCGCAGACUCGUGAGCUCGACAACGACGAAGACCCAGCAAUCCAAGCAGCAGGAGGAAGAGCCGCCGAGCAAGCGGAAUCCGAAUCCGGAGCCUGAGAGCGAGAAGAAGGCAGAGGAAGAAGGAGAAGAGGGUGGAGAUGGCGACGAGCUUGACCUGAACGAAGAUACGGGCGAGAUCGGCGGGCCCAGAGGUCCCGAGCCGACUCGGUACGGCGAUUGGGAGCGGAACGGCCGCUGCUACGAUUUCUAGAGCUUCGAUCUAGAAGACUACGAGAACAGUCGAAAUUUACCAAGAUAUCCUUCCUCCUGUUGAGGUUUAUGUUUAGGUUUCGAGGAUUAAUUGGAACUUUUUUAGAUUGAAUAAGUCAUUAAUUACUGAAUAAUGACUCUUGUUUGGGUUUAACUGUUUUCGAUCUUUCAUUUUAACGUGGGCCUUUCCGUGUUGUGUUUGUGGGCUGAGCCCAAAAUCGCGUGAAUCUAACACAUUUGUAAGAAUCGUGGUUAAGUACGGUUACAUAAACCUCUCUCUCUCCAAUAUUAACUAUUGUAUUAAAGCACAUGGUAUGAGGAGAUCUGUGCAAACUUCAACCUCUUGAAUCGACUUUCAUUUGAGGAGGCGUGUAAGAAAACGCUUAAAUAUCA
Molecule: messenger RNA, 1104 nt
Organism: Linum trigynum
Lineage: Eukaryota; Viridiplantae; Streptophyta; Magnoliopsida; Malpighiales; Linaceae
Source: the annotation of a GenBank genome assembly